AUGGCGUGCGCGGAGCGCUGCUGCCGCUGCUGCGCGGAGGGCCGGCGGCACGGCAGCAUCCUCUACAGCAUCCUCCGCAGCGAGGAGCGGGCCGUGCCGCCGGCCGGGCCGGCGCCGCGGGGCUGCCCGUGCGGGUCGCGGCGGAGGGUGGCCCUGCGGAGCCCGCAGGUGGCCUGCAAGGCGGCCUCGGCCGUGCUGGUGAAGACGCUGCGCUUCGUCCAGAACGUGCCCUGCUUCCAGGAGCUGCCGCUGGAGGAGCAGCUGCUGCUGGUGCGUAGCUGCUGGGCGCCCCUGCUGCUGCUGGGGCUGGCGCAGGAGCGGGUGCACCUGGAGACGGUGGAGAGCGCGGAGCCCAGCAUGCUGCAGCGCAUCCUCACCGCCCGGCAGCAGGGCGAGCAGCCGCGGCCGCCGGCACCGGCACCGGGCCGGCCGCACCACGGCCCGCACCUGCCCUCGGCCGGCGAGAUCCAGGCUAUCAAGGGCUUCCUGGCCAAGUGCUGGAGCCUGGACAUCAGCACCAAAGAGUACGCUUACCUCAAGGGGACGGUGCUCUUCAACCCGGACCUACCUGGACUGCAGUGUACACAGUACAUUGAAGGAUUGCAGAGGGAAGCACAACAAGCUCUAAAUGAACAUGUCAGACUCAUUCACAGAGGUGAUGAAGCCAGAUUUGCCAAGCUGAAUUUUGUUCUCUCCUUGUUAAGAUCUAUUAAUGCUAAUGUGGUUGCUGAAUUAUUCUUCAGGCCCAUCAUUGGAGCAGUGAACAUGGAUGACAUGCUUUUGGAAAUGCUUUGUGCAAAAUUAUAAUUAAAAUUGUAAAGAUGUGUAAAAUAAUGAAAAGAAGUCCAGUACAAAGGAAGCUCCAGAGCAGGCUAGUGUACAGUAUUGUAAAUAAACUAACUUAUUGUUUUUACAUAGAUAGUAUUUUUGUAUUCCAUAAUAAAAUAUUCUUCAAGUUCUGAAAG
Molecule: messenger RNA, 965 nt
Organism: Hirundo rustica (Barn swallow)
Lineage: Eukaryota; Metazoa; Chordata; Aves; Passeriformes; Hirundinidae
Gene: NR0B1
Product: nuclear receptor subfamily 0 group B member 1
Exons: 2
Coding region: 1-807 (268 amino acids)
Biological process (GO): negative regulation of transcription by RNA polymerase II
Cellular component (GO): nucleus; cytoplasm
Molecular function (GO): transcription factor binding; transcription corepressor activity
Source: RefSeq, a predicted model, not a curated record